UGGCCUGAUGGUAAGAUCCGUCCUUUCUCUGCUGUGGUGCGGAAGGUUGGAGAGGGGUGUCUUAACUCAGGUAUCGUCUUCGUCACCUGAACGCAGUACAAAAUUUCGAAGUCCGUCUCAAAAUAAACCUAGUGUUGCUUAAAAAACGGGACAUUAAUAUAACUGAACUAAAUCGAAAAAAGCAGUAAUUUGCCAAAAUAAGUAAAACCUAUGCUUUUGGCUGACAUGAUUGGAACAGCCAAUGAGCGUUAAGAUGCGUAAAUCCUUUCUUCUACCAAAGACGCUUGUCAAUUUUGACGCCGGACAACAAACCUUCAUACAGCCAUCCUUGCUUAUAGUGAAUAGCCCUUCAUCAAAGGUAUCAAUUAAAUUUGAUGAUUCGAAUGGAGUUAUAAAAAUGGCAAAUAGUGAAAGUUUUGAUUUCAGCAUUGCUGGUAGCACAGCAGGCUGCGCUUCAACUUAUUGUGUCCAGAAAACUGAGAACAGGUCCAGAGAAGUUGAAAUGCCAAAUUCAUUUAUUAAAAAAGAGGAUAAAGAAGUAACAGUAAAAUGCUCAAGUACUUUCCCAGAAGCACCUAAUUCAAGGAUCACAACUGGCAAUCUGAAAAAAAAGUUUAUACCUGGUAAAGGUUUUGAUAUUGUAAGCCAGUGUAUAAGAAAAAGGAUCAUACAUACGUUAGCAUUAAAACCUUGUAACAGAUCAGAACUUCUGGAUAGAUUGAUUAAAGAGGGCAUCUCUGAAUUCGACAAGAGCCAAGUAUUUGCCAUAUUGUAUUUUGUUGGUACUUUCAACGGAAAACUAUUUCAUCUGCAUACCAAGUUAUGGAAGGAAGUUGAAGAUGACUGGAGGUUUUAUUCACCAGAAGAUGCUGCAAUUGUUAAAAAACGUAAGCAGGAAGCAUGCCAAACUGAUGUAAAUCGGGUACCCAACGAUCCACCUUCAAAAGAAAGUUUAUUAAUGAAUGAAAUCUUUGCCAAUUCUGCGCCAGUCCAAAAGAAACAGAAGAAAACUGGAGUUAAAGAAGAAAAUUCUGGCGUUCGUUUAGUACAGUAUGCAAUGAUGAAUUCGACACCUAAAAAUUGCCCUAGUCCUGCUUCUGAAUCCAAAAAAUCUAACGAGCAAGUUAUAUCCUUUCCAUCUGUUAACAAGAAACAAGACAGGAAGAGGGGAAAACUGGAAAAUUCUUCUUUGAGCAAUUCAGAAGAAAAGAGUCCCACUGUAAUAAAUAAGACAAAGCAUGCCCUUGAAGAUGUUUGCACGGAAGAUUCAUUAGUGGAUGAAAUCAUUGCCAAUUCUACGCCAGUCCAAAAGAAACAGAAGAAAACUGGAGUUAAAGAAGAAAAUCCUGGCCUUCGUUUAGUACAAUAUGGGAUGAUGAAUUCCACACCUAAAAAUUGCCCUACUCCUGUUUCUGAAUCCGAAGAAUCUAACGAUCAAGUUACAUCCCUUUCAUCUUCUUACGAGAAAUAUAAAAAGAAUAGAGAAAGGAAGAGAAAGACGAACCAAAAGUUGCCCUUUUCUUUGAACAAUUCUUCUUCGGCUUCUAAACCUUCACAAUCCACUUCUACUUCUCUACCUUCCUUCUUUUCUUUGACCAAUGCAGAAAAAAACAAUGAUUGGUGUUCCAUUGUAAUAAAUAAGACGAAGCGUGCCCUUCUUAGAGAUUGUGUUUCUAAAACAGAAAAACUUUUUUCAACUUCUGCUCCUCCACGUUCACGAUCCGCUUCUGCUCCUCCACGUUUACGUUCACGAUCCGCUUCUGCUCCUCCACGUUUACGUUCACGAUCCGCUUCUGCUCCUCCACGUUUACGUUCACAAUCCGCUUCUGCUCCUUCACCUACUCUUUCCACUUCUGCUUCUCCACCUUUUCAUUCCCCUCCUGCUUCUCCACCUUGUCAUUCCCCUCCUGCUUCUUCAUUUUCACAAUCCGCUUCUGCUUCUGCACCUUCACAAGCCUCUUCUGCUGCUGCACCUUCACAAGCCUCUUCUGCUGCUGCACCUUCACAAGCCUCUUCUGCUUCUGCACCUUCACAAGCCUCUUCUGCUUCUGCACCUUCACAAGCCUCUUCUGCUUCUGCACCUUCACAAGCCUCUUCUGCUUCUGCUUCUCUACCUUCUCAUUCUGCUUCUGCUUCUCCGCCUUCACAAUCCACUUCUGCUUCUCCAUUUUUACAAUCCUUUUCUGUUUCUUCAUCUUCGAAUCCAGCUUCUGCUUCUUCAUCUUCGAAUCCAGCUCCUACUUCAUCUUCGAAUCCGGUUUCUGUUUCUUCAUCUUCAGAUUCCGCUUCUUUUUCAUCAUCUUCACAUUCUGCUGCUUCAUCUUCUCAUAGCGAUCAAGUUUCUUCAACAUCAGAUCCUACACGUUCAAUACUGCGUCGUAUGUAUAAAAUUCUAACUUCAGAGUCUUCAGAUAAUGAUGCUAAUAAUUUUAGAAGGAAUUUUACUAAAAUUACUUCAUUGGAGCAGAGAAACAGAUAUAAAGAAUUUUUCGAUCAUCAAUGGCCUGUUUACACAGCAUUCAAGGAAUCUGUGAUGAGUGCAAAUGAAAAAAUGGCACAUCUGGAAGAAAAUUUGAAAACUUUAUCAAAAGGAACUCAAGAAUAUGAAGCUGCUUUGAGAAAAUUGUUUCAAACUUAUAAGAUGUACUUUGAAAAAUCCCAAUACAAAGAAUGUAGUCGAUUACUGGUGAAAAUGAGACAGAAAUUAUCUUACAUAAGACGUCUUAUUCGUGAAUUUGACAUUGAACAUUCCAGAAAUCAUUCAACUUUUUAAUUUCUUUAUGGUAGGAAUUUAGAUGCUAUGUAUUCAUGUAGUAGAAUGUUCUUAAUGCCGUUUGUUACUUGGUGCUUGUCUUGCACCAAACUUUUUUAAACAGUCUUCCCCUGGCUGUAUUUAUUUUAUACUUGAAAUUGAUUUCUAAAUGGCAACCAUCCUUAUUUCUCCCUUUCUAGUUAUUGCCCAUUUUCAUCAUGAUGAGUCCUGUUAGUUAAAAUAGUACUUUACCCACUGUCAUCAUCGAAUCAUAUUGUUAAUUUAUUAUGAAUAAAUGCUCUUGGCAUGUUUUUUUUUCUCCCUUUAUUAAAUAAAAAACAUAUGGUAACAAGUUUGUAAUAAUUUUCUCUGCAAAUUCUGCCAAAUAUUUAGAGGGUAUAAAUCAUUUUCAUGACUUCAAUUUCUUUGAGAUUUAAUAUAGGAUAAUUGAAGCAUGUGAAUCCCCCUCCCCUUUACAUGAAAGGAAGUUUGUUUUAUGAAUGUAAAAUAUGUAGUCAAUGUUUCAUUUUUGUGAUAUUUUUUGAGCAACUAAGCAAAGAAAUUUCCUUUAUAAAUUUUAUUGUAUUCUGAGAAAAGAAUUUUUUUUUCCCCCAAACCCCCAGUUUUGUAAAAAAAAAUUUAAUGGAAGAAGACAAGAUAUUUGUACAGAAUAUAUCAGUGUGAAACAUUUUAGUCAGUGUUUUAAUAACUUUUGUUCAUUUAAAAAAAUAAAAAAGCAUUUAUAAAUAAGCAUUUAUUAUAUGAUGGACAAAUAAAUGUUUGAAAUCCUUUCUUGGGCUCAUAUUAGUAAAUAAAAUUAUUUAAAUAUUUUGGAUGACAUUUUAAAUUAUUAUUGAAAACUAAUUACGUCAAUUGCAUUUGUUUGGUUUUUCAGUGAAUUCUUAAGAAUCUGACAGUAUUGAUUUCUUUUGGUUAUUUACUCAGUUCUGGUUGUUUAUUUUCAAGUGUUUUUAUGUUGCUCAAAUUACAGAUUUCUUGCUGACUAUCCAAAUAAUUCUGUGCAUUGAGUUGUUAUGUAUGCAUUUGUAAGAUUUUUUUUAUGUAGAGCAUUCCUUUUUUUUUUUUUAGAAAUUUUUUUAAUGUUAUUACAGAAAUAUAGAAAAAUAUUAUUUUUGUUGUUGUAACUUUAUUAAUCUAAGAAAAAAAGUCUGUAUUUGCAAUAAACAUGAGAAAAUAGCCUUUCUGUAUCCUUCAGGGGCAGUUGGCUCAUUUUACUUUAAAGCAUAAUUCCAAGUUGUAAUCAUUAAUUUGACUCUUCUGUUACAUUUAAUGGAAUUCAUAUUAGGUAUAUGAAUAUAUUGAUAUGUAGAUCUCAACAUAUUAUAAAGAUUAUAAAUCUAAAAACUCAUCUCUAAUUGUCAUUAUUGAAUUCACAUUAUUAAUACAUAAGUGUUUAUUUUAUUAUUUUGAAAAAUGAUUGCUAAUAAAUGUAUUCUUCAGCAUGUUUAAAUAAAGAGUAAUAAACUUUU
Argiope bruennichi is the source of this 4242-nucleotide messenger RNA. RefSeq names its product RNA polymerase II elongation factor ELL-like. The record is from RefSeq and is a predicted model, not a curated record. Gene Ontology annotation, biological process: snRNA transcription by RNA polymerase II; transcription elongation by RNA polymerase II; positive regulation of transcription elongation by RNA polymerase II. Gene Ontology annotation, molecular function: cis-regulatory region sequence-specific DNA binding. The coding region runs from base 242 to 2773 and encodes 843 amino acids. Gene Ontology annotation, cellular component: transcription elongation factor complex. Lineage: Eukaryota; Metazoa; Arthropoda; Arachnida; Araneae; Araneidae. The transcript has 14 exons.